UGUUGUGUUUCCAUUACAUACAUUUUAUGUAGUGUAGGUAAUCGGAAAAUUAUUUGUGUAAUACAUUUAUGGUCGUUACUUUAACAUUUACAUGAUACAAAGUAAUGGGAUUUUUAUUUAGUAAACCCAAACCCAGCAACCCAUUCAAGGGCAGUCAUGAAUGUGAGAUAUGCCCCAGAGGAGAGGCAGAUUUAGCAAGGAAUUUUAUCAAGUGUGGGAAAAAUCCGGGCCAUAGGAAUUUUAUUCCUGUGGAUCAGUUCACCAAGGAUUAUCUCCCUGAGCGCUACCGAAACCCGGACAUGACAAAGUUGGUUACUUCCCUUGCCGCCACCACCGUGCUGAUUAAAGUAAACCACACCAGCUCAGCGAGGCCAAAGUCCACGCCCCAAUUCGACGACUACCCUGCUCACAGCGGGGGUCAGGGGUUACGGCUUGGCUCCGGAAGGCUGUGUCGAGUGAGUAAGAACACGGACCGACAUAAACUGUGCGCGUGUGAGCGGUGUGAGUUGAGGCCCAGCAGGGUUUGGUGGAAGUGUGAGGUCAUCACCGCCGCUCAUGUGGUGUUUGACGCCAGCGAGGCUACAGCGACAAAGUGUGUGUUUGGGUAUGACAACAAAGACAGCUGUACUUGGUGUUUGGAAGGGUUUGAGAUCGAAGAAGUUGACGUUGAUGGGGACUGGUGCAAGUUGGUGCACGCCACGUGUGAUCAGGAAAAGGUGCAGAAACUCGACGAUCUGUGGAGGAAUUUCCGAUUUAGAAGUGUCGCGGUACAUGAGAGGUACAAGGAGUUGGAUGAUGUGGAUAAACUGGUUGUUAUUGUGUCCCAUCCACACGGCGCCUGUAAGCGGGUGUCGGUUGGUCAGUGGAAGGUGAAGAAGGUAGAUGGUGUGGGGUAUACGAGGUAUGCGUACAACACCUGUACGUGCCCAGGUAGUAGUGGUGCUACUGUGUUUAGGCUGGGGUACGGUGGGCUGUAUAGUCACACCCAUAGUGGGAGUAGUGGGGCUCAGGGGAAUUUUAGCUCUCGUUGGAUGGUGUGAGGGAUAUUUGUCCACACAACAUGUAGUCAUACACAUUGCUACAUAAUGUGAGGGGAA
Molecule: messenger RNA, 1097 nt
Organism: Physella acuta
Lineage: Eukaryota; Metazoa; Mollusca; Gastropoda; Physidae
Source: RefSeq, a predicted model, not a curated record